AUGCAGAGCGACGACGUGAUCUGGUCCGCCAUCGGGCAGAGUUUCUGCUCGUACAAAGUCAAGACGACCACUCAAAACUUUUGCCGCAACGAGUACAACGUUACCGGAUUCUGCUCGAGACAGUCAUGUCCGCUAGCCAACUCGCGAUAUGCGACCGUAAGAGAGAAGGAAGGAAUACUGUACUUGUAUGUGAAAACGAUCGAACGCGCCCAUUCGCCCGCAAACAUGUGGGAGAAAAUAAAACUCUCAAAUAAUUACUCCAAGGCCCUCGAGCAGGUCGACAAAGAGCUCAUCCACUGGCCCAACUUCACGAUCCACAAAUGCAAACAGCGCAUAACCAAAAUCACGCAAUACCUCAUCAAAAUGCGGCGCCUCAAGCUUCGCCAAGACCCGAAACUGGUCGGGAUCAAAAAGAAACUGGACAGGCGCGAGACGGUACGCGAGCGGAAAGCGCUCUCCGCGGCGCACCUCGAGAGGAGCAUCGAGAAGGAGCUGGUGGAGAGGUUGAAGAGUAAGGCGUAUGGCGAUGCGCCGUUGAACGUUAAUGAGGCGGUGUGGCAGGCCGUGCUGGAGAGGGAGAAGGGGAAAGGCAAGGCUGUGGAUGGGGAUAUGGAUAUGGAUGAGGAUGAGGAUGAGAUGGAGGAUGAGGAGAGUGAGGAGGAGGAUGAGGAGGAACUGGAGAGGGAGAUGGAGUGGGACGAGGAUGAUGAGAGGGAGUUUGUUAGUGAUAUCAGCGGGGAUGAGGACGGGUUGAGCGAUCUGGAAGAAGUCGCGGGUAUGGGCGACGACGAAGACGACGAGGGCGAGUCUUCAGACGAAGAAAACGAAGACCCGAGAGCCAAGACCGGCAAGGGCAAACCUUCACUAGGCAAGCGGAAGACAAUGGCCAGUCGCUUCGAGGCCCAACCCAAGAACAGGCGGAAGCCAAAACCGGGUGCACGAAUAGAAAUCGAGUACGAGAACGAGACGGAGCCGGCGAGGAAGGUCGCUGCUACAUCCUGGUAG
This is a messenger RNA of Stereum hirsutum FP-91666 SS1, 1005 nucleotides long. Its product is annotated as Mak16 protein. The record is from RefSeq and is a predicted model, not a curated record. The transcript has 6 exons. Gene Ontology annotation, cellular component: nucleolus; preribosome, large subunit precursor. Gene Ontology annotation, biological process: maturation of 5.8S rRNA; maturation of LSU-rRNA. NCBI's taxonomy places the organism in Eukaryota, Fungi, Basidiomycota, Agaricomycetes, Russulales, Stereaceae. Bases 1 to 1005 code for a protein of 334 amino acids.